Molecule: messenger RNA, 1789 nt
Organism: Drosophila serrata
Lineage: Eukaryota; Metazoa; Arthropoda; Insecta; Diptera; Drosophilidae
Product: putative cytochrome P450 28a5
Molecular function (GO): heme binding; monooxygenase activity; iron ion binding
Source: RefSeq, a predicted model, not a curated record
GCAGCGGACGAUCCACCUGGAAGAAGAUGAUUCUGAUUACCUUGGCCUUGGGCCUCACUGUGGCCGCUCUUCUCUACCUUUCCAUGAUCUGGAACUUCAGCUAUUGGAGAAAGCGUCGAGUGCCGGGUCCCAAGCCCAAGAUCUUCACUGGAAACUAUCCCAACCUGUACACAAUGAAGCGAAAUAUGAUUUACGAUCUUAACGAUAUAUAUAAGGAAUACAAGAACAAGUAUGAUGCGGUGGGCAUUUUUAGUGGACGUGUGCCUCAACUCUUAGUAGUUAGUCCAGAGCUAGCUCAUCGUGUUUUUUUGACAAAUUUCAAGAACUUUCAUGACAAUGAAUUGUCCAAGCUGACCGACGAAAAGAGCGACUUCAUUCUAUCCAACAAUCCGUUUUCCCUCACGGGCGAAAAGUGGAAACAACGCAGGGCUGAUAUAACGCCUGGACUGACCAACAGUAGGAUAAAGUCAGUCUAUCCAGUGACGAACAAGGUGUGCCAGCAAAUGACUGAGUGGGUGAAAAAGCAAAUACGUUUGGGCUCACGCGAGGGACUUCAUGCAAAGGAUUUGACCCUCCGCUUCACCACCGAAAUGGUCACCGAUUGCGUUUUGGGUUUGAGUGCCGAAAGUUUCUCGGAGAAGCCUACACCCAUAAUGGCUCACAUCAAUGACCUCUUCAGCCCGAACUGGAGCUUCGUGCUUCUCUUCGCUCUGGUCAACACCUUUCCCUCUCUGGGACACCUGAUCAAGCUGCGCAUGGUGCCCCAUCAUGUGGAGCGUUUCUUUGUCAAUCUGAUGGGUACGGCGGUGAAAUCACGAAAAUCCCAACAGGCCACAGGAAAUUUCCAGCGAACGGACUUCCUGGAUUAUCUUUUGCAGUUGGGUGAGAAGAGGAACCUGGGCACACGUCAUCUGUUGGCCCAUACCAUGACCUUCCUCUUGGAUGGCUUCGAAACGGUGGCCGCUGUCCUGUCUCACAUGCUUUUGUUGCUGGGUCGCGAUGAGGUGGUGCAGCAGCACCUCAGGGAGGAGAUUCUGCCUCAUAUUCGGGAAGGAAGUAUUCCCUAUGAUAAGCUCAACGAUCUGCCAUACUUGGAUGCCUGCCUGAAUGAAUCUAUACGCUUAUUCCCACCUGGUUUUAUGACCUCCAAACUCUGCACCGAAUCUAUAGAGCUACCAAACAAGGAUGGCCCCAAUUUCACUGUGGAUAAGGGGACCGUCAUCGUGAUUCCCCAUGCCUGUCACAUGAUGGAUGAAGAGUACUUUCCCGAUCCGCUGACCUUCAAACCUGAACGCUUCAUGGAACCAGAUGCCGCCAAAACAUUCCGGGAACGUGGUAUAUUCAUGGGAUUUGGAGAUGGUCCGCGUAUUUGCUUAGGUAUGCGUUUUGCCCAAUGUCAAAUUAAGGCCGCCAUCGUGGAGCUUAUUAGCCAGUUCAAUAUCAAGGUUAAUCCCAAAACCCGUAAGGACAACUUGUACGAUCCUUCCCUGUUCCUGGCCAACCUAAACGGAGGUAUUUGGUUGGAUUUGGAGGCCCGUCAAUAAAUGCCAUUUAAUCUUUAGUCAUUACGUCAAAACAUUGUAAAAGAUCCCCUUUAACAGGGGCAGAUUAUUGCUAUGGAUUUUUCUGAUCCGACCAAAUUAAUGUCUGUUCUUUAAUUGAAAGUUGUUUUUACAUAAAUGCUUUUAGUGAUUUGUAAUUUAUUAUUGUGAUUUAUAUCAAAGAAUACAGCUAUAUAAUUAUUCAGAGAAAAGAACCUAUAGACCUUUUUAAUGAUUUAGCUGAGUAA